Messenger RNA from Trichomonas vaginalis G3, 1074 nucleotides. Its product is annotated as protein serine/threonine/tyrosine kinase protein. The transcript has a single exon. Gene Ontology annotation, biological process: protein phosphorylation. Bases 1 to 1074 code for a protein of 357 amino acids. The record is from RefSeq and is a predicted model, not a curated record. Gene Ontology annotation, cellular component: nucleus. Lineage: Eukaryota; Parabasalia; Trichomonadida; Trichomonadidae. Gene Ontology annotation, molecular function: ATP binding; protein kinase activity.
AUGAUAACGGAAGAUUCUUCAUCCUCUUGUGAAGAUGAUGCUUUAAUUGACGACAGAAAGAACAGUUUCAUUAGGGACGAAGAUAUUUCAUAUCAGCCAAUAAUUAGACCACUUUCAGAUACAAUAGGCGAUGAUUAUAAAAUUUUGGACCUUAUUGAAUCAACAAAUGAGUAUAAAUCGUAUUUUGGAAUCCACCAGAGACAAAAAUUCUUCGUUUUGAUCAAAUUCUAUUAUAAAUCACCAACAUUAUUAAGGAAAGCGAACAUUGAGACAGAAGCAUUAACAAUUACUAACACAAUUGACCUAACUCAUCAAUAUUUUGUUAAAUAUAUCGGAAGAUACGAAUAUAAUCUCUGUCCAAUUUUAAUAUUUCAAGCUCUUGGCCCAACAUUAACAAAACAAAUGGAAUUCUUCAACGGACUUACAUUUUCAUUGAGCACAAUCCGCGUAUUUAUGUGGCAUCUUAUUCAUGCGCUUGAAUUACUUCAUGAAUGCAAAUUAAUUUGCGGCAACCUAUCAACAGAUACAGUAUCCUUACUAGAAGAUUACGUUGAUCAAAAAGGAUAUGUCAUGAAGACAGGAGAACGAAGUGUUCAAUUAAGAAUAAAUUCUCUAUCAUGUGCAUCAAAUGGCAACAUAUGGCAUGUCACUUCAUUAACUCCAGAACGUAUACAGUCUCCUGAGCAGCUUCUUUCAACGAGAUGGAGUUAUGAAAUUGAUAUCUGGCAACUUGGCAUUCUUUUCGUUGAAUUAAUAACUGGAAGAAAACUUUUUACUCAUAAUAACAGAUUAUUACAUUACGCAUUGAUCGAAAAGCUCGGUGGCCAAUUUCCUCUGUUUUUACUCGAUGAAAGUCAGAAAUCGGAAAUUCCGAUCUUUAGAGAUGGAAAAUGUGACAUUUCAAUGCUCGAUGAUGAAUGCAGAAAGAUCUACAACUCAUUUCCAACCCUUGAAAAUUUAAUUCAUAAUGAUAAAGCUCUCAGUUUUGCACAAGCCACUCUUUGCACAGAUCCAUCAAGAAGAUUGUUGCCUCUUCAAUUAAUUAACCAUCCAUUUAUUAUAGAUUUGAAUUAA